GGCCGUGGAGCUGGAACAUCGAUCGAAGAACGCAACAGCGAGGAAGAAGAAGGCGCUCUUGGGAAUUCCAAAGGGAAUAUCUUGUGUGUGGCUCUUUUGAGAUUCGCAUUCGCGGCAAUGGGGAGGCUGGCCCUCUGCGUGUUGAUCGCCACCAUGGUGAUCGUCUCCCAGGCUGCCCCUGGAAACUUCAACGAUCUCUUCACCUCCAACAACGAUCACGUCAAAGUGGAUGGCUCUGGCCAAGUUCGUCUCGUCUUGGAUCAUCAAUCAGCUGCUGGCUUCGCGUCCAAGAACAAGUAUCUCUUCGGCAGAGUGAGCAUGCAAAUCAAGCUUGUUCCCGGUGAUUCUGCUGGAACUGUGGCAGCCUACUACAUGUCCUCGGACGAUUACAGGACCCGCGACGAGAUCGAUCUCGAGUUUCUGGGCAACACGUCGGGCAAUCCAUACAUCCUCCAGACCAACGUCUACGCCAAUGGCGUCGGCAACCGCGAGCAGCGAGUCUACCUCUGGUUUGAUCCCACUGCCGACUUCCACUCGUACUCGAUCCUCUGGAACCAGAAGCAGAUCGUAUUCUUCGUGGAUUCCACCCCCAUUCGCGUGUUUAAGAACAACCAGGACAUGGGCCUGCCUUUCCCCACGAAGCAGUCAAUGGGAGUCUACUCGAGCCUGUGGAACGCCGACGACUGGGCGACCAGGGGUGGACUCGUCAAGACCGACUGGAGCCACGCCCCCUUCAUCGCCUCCUACAAGAACUUUGAUCUUGACGCGUGUCAGGCAUCGUCGGGAUCGUGCGGCCCAAACAGCGGCAAAUGGUGGGACUCGUCCGCCUGGCAAGCUCUCAGCCCCAGCGACGCAGGCAAGCUCAAAUGGGUCAAGAAGAACUACAUGAUCUACGACUACUGCACCGAUUCGGCCAGAUUCCCCUCCAGACCUGCCGAGUGCGCGCGUGACUGAUCCAUCCAUCCAUCCAUCCAUCCAUCCGAUCGAUUUGUGAAGAAAUGCGCCCCCAAAAUCAAUCCUCUUCCCAUUCCAUCCAUCCACCCAUCCAUCCGUAUACAUAGUUCGCAUCGCUUCGAUCGAUUCCCCUCCGCGCGCGCUCGCGCUCGCAGGAUUUCUCCCUUGCUCGCUAUGUUUCUGGAUCGCGGAAAGCCGCUGUGUGUGGUGAUUGUAAAAGAAUAAACGGAGAAAACCAUCUUGUUUCA
Messenger RNA from Selaginella moellendorffii, 1202 nucleotides. RefSeq names its product probable xyloglucan endotransglucosylase/hydrolase protein 7. The transcript has 4 exons. The coding region runs from base 118 to 954 and encodes 278 amino acids. The record is from RefSeq and is a predicted model, not a curated record. NCBI's taxonomy places the organism in Eukaryota, Viridiplantae, Streptophyta, Lycopodiopsida, Selaginellales, Selaginellaceae. Gene Ontology annotation, biological process: cell wall biogenesis; xyloglucan metabolic process. Gene Ontology annotation, cellular component: cell wall; apoplast. Gene Ontology annotation, molecular function: xyloglucan:xyloglucosyl transferase activity; hydrolase activity, hydrolyzing O-glycosyl compounds.